Molecule: messenger RNA, 1753 nt
Organism: Sturnus vulgaris (Common starling)
Lineage: Eukaryota; Metazoa; Chordata; Aves; Passeriformes; Sturnidae
Source: RefSeq, a predicted model, not a curated record
AUGGCGGCGCCCGAGCCCCGCACGGUGCUGGUGCGGGGCCUCCCCCCCGGCGCCACCGCCGCGCUCCUGGAACGGCUCUUCGGGCACCUGGGGCCGGUCCGACGCUGCUUCGUGGUCACCGAGAAGGGGCGGCCGCUGGCCGUGGACUGGGCCGUGGCCAAGGACAAGUACCAGGGGACACAGGGAGCCCCAAAACCGCCUGAGGGGGAGCAGAAAGGGAAGGAAAAACAGGAAAAAGUGCAGGGGGAGGAAGAGGAAGAAGACAAAGAGAAGGAGGAAGAAGAAGAGGCAGAAGAAGAAGAGGAUGAGGAAGAGGAGGAAGAAGAGCAGCAGGAAGAUGAUGAUGAAGAAGAAGGGAAUGAGGAUGAGAAAGAGGAGCCCCCCCGGAAGCGCCGGCAGCGCCCGUCGGACGUGGGCGAGGGCAGGACGGUGUUCAUCCGGAACCUCUCGUUCGACACCGAGGAGGAGGAGCUGGAGGAGACCCUGGCCCAGUUCGGGGGGGUCUCCUACGUCUGUCUGGUGCUGCACCCCCACACCGGGACCCCCAAAGGCUCUGCCUUCGCCCAGUUCGAGACCCCCGAGGGGGCCCAGAAAUGCAUUGAGGCUGCUCAGGAGGGGUCUGAGGGCGGGGGGCUCCGUGUAGGGGGGCGGCUGCUGCGCGUGGACCCCGCCCUGAGCCGGGAGCAGGCCCGGGGGCUGCAGGGCUCGGGGGGGGCGCGGCCCCGGAGCGGCACCAGGAACCUGUACCUGGCCCGGGAGGGCGCCAUCCGCCCGGGCUCCCGCGCUGCCGAGGGUGUCAGUGACUCGGACAUGGCCAAGCGGGCGCGGUUCGAGGAGCUGAAGCGGCGGCGGCUGCAGGACCCCAACAUCGGCGUGUCCCGGACGCGGCUGUGCCUGCACAACCUGCCCAAGGCGCUGGACACGGCCCGGCUCCGGGCCCUGCUCAGGGGGGUCCUGCGGGCCCCGGGGGGCGCAGCGCCCCGAAUCACAGAGUGCCGGGUGAUGCGGGAGCUGCGGGGCCAGGGCCAAUCUUUGGGGUUCGCCUUCGUGGAGUUCGGGGAGCACGAGGAGGCCCUGGGGGCCCUGCGGCGCCUCAACAACAACCCCGAGCUCUUCGGGGCCCACAAGCGCCCCAUCGUGGAGUUUGCCCUCGAGGACCGGCGGAAGCUGCGGCUGCGGGAGCAGCGGAUCCAGCGGGGCCUGGCCAAAGCCAAAGCCAAGGCCAAGGCGGGACCCUCGGACCCCCCCCAGGCACCCCCGGAGCCCCCCCAGGCACACCCAGACCCCCCCCAGGGGCACCCGGCCCCCCCCGCGGGCUCGGGGGGACCCCAGGCCCCCCCCGGGACCCCCCCCGGGACCCCCUGGGCCGGGUUCUGCACGCAGGGCCCGGGACACAGGGGGGCUCCUGGUGCCCCCCGCACCAAGGUGCUGGCAGUGCCCUCGCACCGAGGCCCCAAAAUCAGGAAACGGGACAAGGGGAAGGCUCAGCCCCCCCCCAAGCCCCCCAAAGCCCCCAAGGCCUCUCGGCGGCGGGAGAAGCUCCGGGUGCUCCCCCCCCAGAGCCAGCGGCGGCGCCGGGGGGGCUCCGGGGGGGCCGAGGCGCGGUUCCAGGAGCUGGUGGAGAGGUACAAGAGGAAGAUUUUGGGGAGCAGCCCCCCCACGGCUCGGAAGGGCAAAUGGUUCGAGAGCUGAGACAGCCCCAGACGCCCCCUGGCACCCCAGAACCCCCCUGGGGGUGCCGGGGGUCCCAAAC